Messenger RNA from Closterium sp. Yama58-4, 8343 nucleotides. NCBI's taxonomy places the organism in Eukaryota, Viridiplantae, Streptophyta, Zygnematophyceae, Desmidiales, Closteriaceae. The record is from the annotation of a GenBank genome assembly.
AUGGUUCAACCCUCCAACCUUCCAUCUCCUCUCUUCACGCCUCCUCCAUUCUCUGUUCCUAACCUUCCUCGUUUCCUUCCUUCACCAGGCAGGGAAGUUUCUAGCCAAGCCAGACAUGUCCCUUUGCAUCAAGGGAUGUCAUCUCCACUCUUCAUUCAUCUCCACUCGUCAUUCAUCUCCACUCUUCACUCAUCUCCACUCUUCAUUCAUCUCCACUCUUCAUUCAUCUCCACUCGUCAUUCAUCUCCACUCGUCAUUCAUCUCCACUCUUCAUUCAUCUCCACUCGUCAUUCAUCUCCACUCUUCAUUCAUCUCCACUCUUCAUUCAUCUCCACUCGUCAUUCAUCUCCACUCGUCAUUCAUCUCCACUCUUCAUUCAUCUCCACUCUUCAUUCAUCUCCACUCGUCAUUCAUCUCCACUCGUCAUUCAUCUCCACUCGUCAUUCAUCUCCACUCGUCAUUCAUCUCCACUCUUCAUUCAUCUCCACUCGUCAUUCAUCUCCACUCGUCAUUCAUCUCCACUCUUCAUUCAUCUCCACUCUUCAUUCAUCUCCACUCGUCAUUCAUCUCCACUCUUCAUUCAUCUCCACUCGUCAUUCAUCUCCACUCGUCAUUCAUCUCCACUCGUCAUUCAUCUCCACUCGUCAUUCAUCUCCACUCUUCAUUCAUCUCCACUCGUCAUUCAUCUCCACUCUUCAUUCAUCUCCACUCUUCAUUCAUCUCCACUCUUCAUUCAUCUCCAUCCCUUCUCUCCGUCCCCCUUCUCUCUCCUCCUUUCACCACCAGGCAGGGCAGUUCCUGGCCAAGCCAAACAUUGCGCCCGCAGACCCCUUCCCUCUCAUUCGACGCACCGUCGAGGCUGAGCUGGCAUGCGCUGACGUAGCAGGGAGUGACGUGGCAAGUGCUGCUGACGUGGCACGGGUGCGGCUGGAAGACGUUUUUGCGGAGUUUGAGGAGGAGCCGGUUGGUUCUGCUUCCAUUGCCCAGGUGCACAGGGGCAGGCUGAAGGAUGGGCGCCGUGUGGCCAUCAAGGUGCAGCGCAAGGGGGCAGAGCGCCUCAUGCUGAUGGACCUCGCGAAUCUGCGUCUCUUUGGCGCCUUCCUGCAGCGCACCGAGCUCAAAGUGGACCUGCUGGGUCCCAUUUCUGAGCUGGAGCAGCAGAUCCGGUACGAGUUUGACUUUGAGCACGAGGCAGCAGCCAUGGAGCGCAUCAGACACGCCCUGGCACAGCCGGCAGGAGGCGAGACGGCAGGGGGGAGGCGGGAGAGGCAUGGGGGGAUGCGCAGCAGCCGGCGCGCUGGCAGAAGUGGCGUGGGCCGUGGAGGGAUUAGCAAGGCGGAUAGGGCAGAUAAGGUGGAGAGGGUGGGGAGGGUGGAUCAUGCGGGGAGGAAGGCAAGACCUGGGGAUCGACAAAGGGGUGAAGGUGGUGGGAGGAGUGCGGAGGUGGAUACACGGGCGUCACCUGUCAUUGUUCCAGCAGCCAUACCAGGACUCGUCACCAGGCGCCUACUGGUGAUGGACUUUAUUGACGGCACGCCCAUCCUGAGACUACCCGAGGAGAUGCGCCGGCGAGGCAUCAGCCCCGGUGGCGCACUCGCAAGGCAGACCAAGAGUCGCAUCUUCUCCGCCCUAUCCACAGCAUACGGCCGCAUGCUGCUGCAGCACGGGCACUUUCAAGCAGACCCCCAUCCGGGCAACAUCCUCGUGUGUGCGGGGGGCAGGGUGGCUCUGCUGGACUACGGCCAGACCAAGCAGCUGCCUGAAGCGUUGAGGCUGAAUCUGGCUUGCUUGGUGGUGGCGAUAGCAGAUGAGGACAUAUUGGCUGUGGGCUCGUGCUUCUGGGCCAUGGGGAUAGAGACGGCCAAGACAGCAGGGGAGCACCCCAGCAGCUUCCGCCGCAUGGCCAUGAUAAUGUUUGACACCGGCACCAGUAACGGGGUUACCAGCGCUAACCCGUUCGGGGAGGAGAGCUCGCUCAAGAGCAAUGCGAUGAAAGCUUUCCCAGCGGACAUCUUCUUUAUAGUGCGCACCAUGAUGCUGCUUAAGGGCCUGUCUACCGGCAUGGGUCUGUCAGUGUCCACCGCCAAGCAAUGGCGCCCCAUGGCUCUUCGGGUGCUCAGGGAUGCAGAGAGGCACAGACAUGCAUGCAUAGAUGCGGUGUCUGAUGAGAAUACAGCAUGGAUGCAAAACCUCAAGGAAGAUGGCGCAAGCAACAGGGUUAUGGAGCCGUCGGAUUACCACGGCGUGAAGGCGCUGCUGCGAACCUUCCUGGACGGCAAGAGGUGGGACCUGCCGGCCUUUGUGGACGCGGUCACCUCGGGAACUCUGGGCGGAGGCGCAGCCGGGGAAGGGAACGCUGCUGGCGGUGGUGCUAACGGUGGUGGUAGCAGUGGGGGUGGGAUUGGGAGUGUGGCGACGGUGGUGAAAGCAGGGGAUGAAGGGAGCGUGCUGGGGCUCACUGCUUGCCUGCCGUUGAUCUGCAAGUCCAAGGGGUGGACGGCGGAUUUUGUCCGGUUCCUGCACGAGGGGUGUGACAACAGGGCGCAGUGGGACGAGCUGUGGGGGGUGAUGCAGAGGGGCCGUGUGGGCGUGGUGGUGUGCGAGCGUGUGGCCAACCUGCCCUUCCAGCUCGUGCCUCACCUCUUUAGAAGCACACUGCAACCUAUGCUGGAGAAGGGAGCACCGGUGGAGAAGUUCCUCAUUCUCACCCGCAUGUACCGCCAGACGGGCAGCAAGGCGGCAAGGAAGCAGCACAAGGGAGCGGGGAGCAGCGGCUCAGAGCUGUUCUUCCCCAAGCCAGAGGACGAGCUCCUCAAGAAGCUCGCCACGUCAUCGUAUUCCUUCCCUGUCCAUGCCAACGUCAUGGCCUCCAGACAGCUGAAGGGCUUUCAACACCUUCGCCUAGUGAUGCUCCUUUCAGCAGCACAAGUGCGCAACUUCCUAGAGCAAGUUAAUGACAUGAGCGAGCACUUAGGUCAACCAUCUGUCAGCACCCUCUCUCGCUUCACCUCCACUCACUGCAACCUCUCCCUCCUCUCCUCCCUCCGAACCAUCCGCAUCUCCAGCCGUUGCUUCCACCAUCUCCCAUCGUCCAUUGGCGAUUUGCCCUCGCUGGAGCACCUCGAGAUUAACGCGUUCGACCUCCGCAUGCUGCCUGAAACCCUAGGCCGCGUGGGAACGCUCCGCGUGCUCAAACUGGAGUCGGAGCGCCUCACAUCCCUCCCGGAUUCCUUAGGCGGGUUAUCCAAUCUCGAGGAACUCCAUCUGUCGCAGUGCGCCGCGCUGACCGCGCUUCCGGAUUCCCUCGCGGAACUCUCCCGCCUAUCCCGGCUCCGCCUGAGCGAUUGUAGCGCGCUACAGCUUCUCCCGGCCGGCACAGCGCAGCUGACCGCACUAGCAACCCUAGAAGUUGUCCGAUGCGAGAGGCUAGCCUCUCUCCCGGAAGACAUAGGGUGUCUGGUGAGGCUUGAGAGCAUGGAGCUGAAGCAGCUGCCGAGUCUGGUAGGGUUACCAGAGUCGAUAGGGCACCUGGGGGGGCUGCGGGUGUUGGAGGUAGAGGGGUGCGAUGCGCUGCGGGAGGUGCCUGAGUCCUGGGCGCAUCUGUCGGGGCUGGAGCGGCUGUGCGUGAAUGGCGCCCGGCAUUUGACCACCCUGCCGCCCUUCCGCGUUGCUUCCUCUGCGUUGGGUCUUGGUGGUGGGAACGCUGGCGGGUUGAGGGCUGCAGGCUUGGACGCGAGUACUGCUGCUGAUAGUACAGAGGCAACGGCUGCCAGCACACUAUCCACCCUUCAUGCGUACGCAACCGCAUUAUCCACCAACACACCCAGCAGCAGAACGAGCGCAGCAGCUGCUGCUACUGCUGCUGCUCCAGGGUCUUUGGCUUUCCGUGGCCCACCCCUCCCUCUUACCAAUCCUCCACCACUCUCCUCCACCCUUUCCUCCCUCCGUUUCCUGGAAAUUUCCGAUUGUUCUUCGCUUGUUUCCCUGCCCGAAGACCUAGGGCAGCUUCCUGCCCUCGACACGCUCCUCCUACUCAAGCUCCCGUCUCUCGAACGCCUGCCCGAUUCUCUCGGGCAGCUGCCCGCGCUGAAAGUUUUCGGCCUAUCGCUCUGCCCGCGCCUGGAGGAGCUGCCCGUUUCCAUGGCAAACCUGCCCGUGCUACAGUGCGUGGUGAUACACGACUGUUGGCGAUUGGCGUCCCUCCCUCCCAACGCCCUGAAGCAGUGGGAAACCUUAACGGAGCUGAUUAUAGCGGAUUGCCCUGCUCUAGACGACCUUGGGUUUGGGCUGGAGGGGGCGGAGGGGGAGAGGGAGGGGGGGAGGAAGAGGCGGAGGUGGGCUGGUGCGGGAUGGAGGAGAGUGAGAGGGGGUGGGAUGGAGGGAGCGGGGAGAGGGGAGGGGAGUGGGAUGGGGAGGAGGCGGGUGGGGAAAGCUGCGAUAGAUGAUGAUGACGAUGAAUUUGAGGGGGAUUCUUCAGAUGAGGAGGAUGAUGAGAGUUACGUGAGCGACGAGGAGGAAGAGGAAGAGGAGGGAAGUGAGGGUGAUGAUGGGGAUGAUGAAGAGGGCACCGGGUCGGAGGACGAAGAGGAGACGUGGGACGAUGACUCUCCAGUGCACUUCCCCUUCCCUACCACAUCCACAGCCACCGCAUCGACAUUCCGAUCCACACACAUCCCAUCAUCUUCCUCAUCACCAUCAUCAGCAGCAUCGUUCCGGCCGGCACGGCAUUUACACCACUACGAGAGGGUGCUCUCGCGCCUCUCCCACCUGCACUAUCUCGAGGGCUGGCUGUCCGGCAGCCCCCCUCUGCUCGCCUACUUUGAAAACUCCUUCCCCCACGGCCUCUACUCCUCCCUGCGCCUCAAUUCCUUACCUGGACCGUCCCCUCUAUCCUUCAACCCUCCGCAAUCGUCCAACCCUUCACCUGCUUGCAAUCCUCUGUCUUCAAUCAUCACCCCACCCCCGCCUGCGUCUGAUUCGCUUGGUGCUGGGAUUUCCCUGCCUGCAGUUGUCCCACCAGCAGUCACUCCUUCAACUGCCACGUCAGCAGCAGCCACAUCAGCAGCACCUACCACUGCACCAUCACCACCGCCACCGCCACCACCACCGCCACCGCCACCACCACCGCCACCACCACCAGCAAGGGCUCCUGUUACCCCCGUCAGCAGUUUCUUUUCAUUUACUGCGGCCUUUGGCCUGGGUGGAAGCAGGUUCGGCACAGAUGGUGCUGCUAGCACAGGAGCAGCAGGUGGCAGCAGCACAGCAGCAGGUGGAGGAGGAGCGAAGGAUCAAGGCAAGAGCAGUGCUGUCAGCAAUCCCAGUAGCAAUCCCAGUAGCAAUCCCAGUAGCAGCAGUUUAGCCACUCGCCUCAGCAGUAGUCCCAUCAGUAAUGCUCCUGCUGAAGUGGAUACAUCUAAAGCUUUCCGUGUCGCAGCACCGCAAAUCACAUCAGAGCAGCCGCUGAUUGGUCCGCACUUGACGGUAGCUCACCCCAGGCCAGCUAGCCCAGAUCUGUUCCGCGGAAUCAAGGUGGCCAGGCUGCUAGCAGCGGCGCCCUUCCUGCUCGCCUUCCUGCUGGCGUCGCUCACCUCCCCAGUGCUCAUCCCCGUCUUCCUGCUUGCUGCUGCCGCCAUGCUCUUUGCCUCCCUACUCGCCUCCUGGGUGCGCUCCAGAGACGACGGGGGGAACACACUCAGACAGGUUGCCAUUCGAGCAGCAGGGGCAGCAGCGCUGGUGGUGGCAGCGGUGCCGGUGGUCGGGCUGGGCAUCAACUACAGCGCGCUGCUCGCCUUCUUCCACAUGCACCUUGCCCCGCUCCCCGCCCUGCCUCCCCCUCUUUGCCUCUACGUCACGAGACCCGUUCUCUUGCAUCCAUCCAGAAUCGCAACAGCAUCCCCCUCCCCUCAACACCCCCCUCCUUCUUCCUUUUCCUUCCUUGCACGACCUCUUCUCACCCACAGGUGGCGAUACGGGCAGCGGGAGCAGCAGCGCUGGUGGUGGAGGCGGUGCCGGUGGUCGGGCUGGGCAUCAACUACAGCGCGCUGCUCGCCUUCUUCCGUCUGUGCACAAUCUCCCAUGCUUCUCUCAACCCCUCCUCUCCCACAGGUGGCGAUACGGGCCGCAGGGGCAGCAGCGCUGGUGGUGGCGGCGGUGCCGGUGGUCGGGCUGGGCAUCAACUACAGCGCCCUCCUCGCCUUCUUCCACAUGCACCUCGCCCCGCUCCCCGCCUCCCUCGCUGCCCACAAACGAAGAGGCCUCUCCGCCUCUGCUGCUACUGUGGGUUCUACUGUGGCUUCAGCAGGACUUAAACCCACAGAUUUGCCGGCAUUGCUUGUCUGUUUCUGCUUCGGGGCGGCAGUGGUGUCUCUUUUCUACCAACUCCCGCCGUCCAUCUUCUCCCGCUCCUUGGCGCUGGGCCACAAGCUUAUAUCGAGGAUGGAUAGAAGCGCAUCAGAGGCAGCAGGAGGGGGCGCCAACGUUGUUGCUGUUGCUGACAUGGUGGGCGUGGGCAUGGCGAGGGGCGCAGCGAGGGCGUGUGAGGCGUUUUGUCUGGCAGCAGCAGAGGCAGUGGCGUCCAUGGUGCUGGGGGCACAUGUGGCACAGCACUGCGCCAUAGACAACCCAACAGGCUUCAUCCUCCUGCCUCUCGUGGUCCUCUCUCUCGACCUCCUCACAUCAGCAGCAGCCAUACUCUCCGUCUCUGCUGCUGCUGGCUCCUCCCGCCUCCCUCACUCCCUCCCAGUCGACUCCUCCUCUUCCUCCUACUCCUCCUCCCCGUUCUCCUCGCACUCGCCUCUCUUCCGCUCCUCUCCACGCUCGCCCAUGGUGCGGGGAUCAGUGCUGCCCACAGCAGCAGAGGAGGUGGUGGGCUGUAUAUUCAAUGGAUACGCCCUCUCUCUUGUGCUAGCUGUUUCCUCCUUCGCCCUGGCCACCAGGUGGUUGCUAUUCACGGAGCAAGCCCCUCUAGCCUGCCUGCACUUCUUCUGCGCGCUCCUCGGCAUGCUCUCCUCCAUCCUCCUCCUAUUAUUCCCCUGCACCGUCCCUUACCCAUCCGAAUCAACUUCUUCACAUACGUACCCCUCAUGCAUGCAUUUCCCCCUCCUCUCUCCCCCCCCCAACCCCGGCAUGCCCCAUCCCCCCACCCUCCCUCACCUCACCCCAUCCCCUCACUCUCCCUCACCUCACCCCAUCCCCUCACUCUCCCUCACCUCACCCCAUCCCCUCACUCUCCCUCACCUCACCCCAUCCCCCCACUCUCCAGGCCACCAGGACGCACAUGGCAUGGACGCACACAACAUGACAGCACCCAGCACGGAUGCCUAUGGCAUGGGUAUGCAAGACGGAGGAGGCAUGGCAUCAGACCACAUGGCAGCAGCAGGAUCACCACAUCUGCUGCAACAGCAAGUGUCUUCAGACGCAUCAGCAGCAACAACGGGAGGGGUAGGGGGAGGGCUAGGGACAGGAGAGAUGCCAGCAGGAGACUCCUCAUCCUCGUUACAUUCUUCCUCACUACAAUCCUCUGCACUUCCACCCCACGCUCCAAGCUCAUCAGCAUCUGCAUCACCAGCAGCGGCGGCGGUGGUACGAACGCCAGUCAGUCCCUUGGAGGCAGCAGCAUCAGCUGUAGCGUCGGCUACUAGGGGCAUGGGGUGUGGUGCUUCUUCGCUCUGCUCUCUCCUGCUCGUGCAUGCCUUUGUGGCGCUCGUCUCUUCCUACUCCAGCACAGUGCUGCACAAUAUUGAUUUGUUGCGGCCAGAGCUGCUAGUGGCAUGCAUGGUGGGGGCAGCAGUGGUGGUGGGAGGUGCGGCGAUGGCAGGAGGUGGUGUGACUCGGUGCACGGCCAUUGUUGUGAGGGAGGGAAGGAGGCACCUGCACCACCGAGCCGAGGAGAAGACAUACCCACGGGCGCCCAUGGUGUUGGACGAUCCGUCUCGCUUCGUGGGUGCAGUGGCGGCUGUGAGCCUACGGGAGCUGCUGCUGCCAGGCCUACUUGCUGUCGCUGCACCAAUCGCCAUGGGCAUCAUAGUGCGGUCAGUGGGAAAGGCCACCCUCCAGCCUCUUCUCGGAGCGAGAGCGGUGGCGGCGCUGCUGCUGGUUGCGGUGCUGGUAACGCUGCUGCUGGUGGCGCUCUUCAACGGGGCAGGCAGUGCGUGGAGGGGCGCCAGGGACGUGGUGGAAGCAGGGCAGCUGGGAGGGCCGGGAAGCGAAGCACACAAGGCCACCAUCACUGGUGACUCGGUUGGUGGCACUCUACGUGAGACGCUGGCACCCACGCUUCACAUCCUGCUCAACCUUCUCGCCACGGCUGCUUUAGCAGCCGCUCCCCUGUUCUUUGAACACUAA